CCCGGAAGCAGGUUCUACCGUGGCCUUCCAGAUAGGAGAUGGAAAGUUUGGACCAAUUCGGCCUCCGUCCCCGGAAGUUGGGCUCUAGCCAAGCCUCUUCGAUGCGUGGGGGGGAGGGGCGGGAUUCCCUGGCACGUGGUAGGAGCUGAGGGCGGAGUCGGGGAGGUGGUGGGUGGAGCCUGGGCCGGGCCUGCCUCGCGGACAGCAGCUCCCCGGAGUGUCAGAGCCGGAGCUCCCGGGCCGGUGCCGCUGUCCGGCCAGGUGACAGCUCGCUCACCCCGUACUCCCGGGGAGCCCCGACGCGCCCGGCUCCUCCGGCCGAGACAGCAAAGGCCGGAAGGCGGCCGCGAGACGCGCGGUCCGGAGCCGCCUGCUCCUUCCGGGAUCGUUCCUCCGCUCGAACCGACCCCGGGAUGUGGGGCCCGUUGAGUCGCAGCCUCGGUCGGGGCCUCCUGGCGGCCGCGGGCCGGCGGCGUCGGGGCUACGCGCGGCUCCUGCUGGCGGGACCCCGCGGCGGCGGCGGCGGCGGCGGCCGCCGGGGCACGGAGGUGACCACCAAGCCGCCCCGCGUCGGGCAGGGCCGUUCGGGCCGCGGGCUGUGCGUGGUGGCGCUAGCGGCUUUGUCGUGGUUCUUCAAAAGCGCCCCCGCUGAGGAGGAGGAAGAGGAAGAGGAUGACGUGAAUGAGGUGGUGGAGAGUCCGCCCUCCGAGACAGAGCUCAAGAUCAUCCAAAUGCUAAAACGGGCCAAGUUGAGUAUUAUGAAAAAGGACCCGGAGGAAGCAGAGAGAAUUUUACACGAGGCCCUUCAUCUUGCUCAUAAGGCAAAUAUCAAGAAGGCCAUCAUCUACACCUACGAUAUGAUGGCUAACCUAGCAUUCAUGAGGAAUCAGCUUGAAAAAGCAGAAAAGCUUUUUAAAGCAACAAUGAGCUAUCUCCUGGCUGGGGGCAUGAAGCAGGAGGACAAUGCAAUUAUUGAAAUAUCCCUAAAGUUGGCCAGUAUCUAUGCUACUCUGAAAAAACAGGAAUUUGCUUUUGCUGGUUAUGAGUUCUGCAUUUCAACCCUGGAGAGAAAAAUCACCAAAGAGAAGGCGUUAUCAGAAGAAGCCAUGCCAGCGGAAGAGAAAGACAAUACCCGUCUCCUGCUUGGCAUGUGCUAUGACUCCUACGCUCGAUACCUCCUCGAUGUCAACCGACUGUCCGAUGCACAAAAAAUGUACGAAAAAGCAUUACAGAUUUCCAGAGAGAUCCGAGGAGAACGACAUCCACAGACUGUGGUGCUAAUGAACGACUUGGCCACUACUCUGGAUGCACAGGGUCACUUUGAUGAAGCCUACACGUAUGUGAAAAAGGCGUCGGAGCUGGCGAGGCAGAUUGAGCACCCCGAGCUGCACCGGGUGCUCAGCAACAUGGCAGGAAUAUUGAUGCAUAAAGCAAGCUAUGUUGAAGCUAAGUAUGUCUACGAAGAGGCCCUGAAAGAGGCCGAGCUAAAGGGAGAUGAGGCUUCCAUCGAGCACAUCAAGGAGGAGCUGACUGAACUGGCCAGCAGCAGAGGCCUUUGACUCAGUUUCACCCGGGCCUCUCUGCUCUUCUGUGUGAAAAGAGCUGCUGGAUACAACAAAUCUAAGGUCAAAGUCUCGAGUUGCUUCUUUGCAAAGGGAAAUUUUGUCUCGUCAGGAAAUCCACACUACGGCAACUUCUCCCGUGGAGUAGCCACAUUCAGUUUCUUGCUGAUGGGUACCAAAGAAAAAAAAUGGUGACUUUGGAAAAGGGCUUAUUCAGGGGCUGCUAGGAUUUCAUGAAAUUUUCACUUAAAAAUACAUUUCACUGGCACUUAUUUGCCGUGAUCAUAAUCAGUGAAUUAGUUCUACCCACUGUCCAGAAUUAGGUUUUCACAAAUGGGAUUGGUAACCAAGGCAGCUGGAAAUGAAAAAGCUGCCUGUUCUUUGAAGUGCUCCACAUUCAAAAUGAAUGGACGAAUAAGGCUUCAAAUGUUCUAACAAUCCUGGCCACUGAGUCCAAGAUGGAAGGAAUUAAUGAGCUGUAGUUAACUGGAGUGAGCUGUUCGUUUCUGCAGGAAUCUGUUUGUUGAUGUAAAAUUGUGUCUUUCAAACCUCAAGAGCUUUAAUUAUUUAUUCUUAAAUGAAUCUAUUAGAAUUUUCUGUCCUGGGAGAAGGAAAGAAACCUGUCACUUCAGUCUCACCUAAUAAAAGUGAGAUUUAAUCUCCUCCCAUGUACUAAUUUAAACCUGUUAAAGACUUGACAUUGAACACUUAAGUGAUCAAAAUUUGUGUGCACAUGUGCAUGCGCACACACACACACACAACACACACAUACACACACAUCUCAUGAAAUUUAGUCUUAACAAAUAACUAUUUGCCCAGGGAAAAGUUGACAGUUUAUCUAUGGAUCUAGUGACAAAUGUAAAUUUUAUUUAACUAUUUGUAUGUCAUCCAUGGAAUGGGUGUACUAGUAAUAUUUUUGGUACGUGUGUGGAUUGGAUGAUCCUAAAUAAAAACACCAAGAUCAUUUA
Messenger RNA from Sarcophilus harrisii (Tasmanian devil), 2530 nucleotides. RefSeq names its product tetratricopeptide repeat domain 19 (gene TTC19). Gene Ontology annotation, biological process: mitochondrial respiratory chain complex III assembly. Bases 414 to 1559 code for a protein of 381 amino acids. The record is from RefSeq and is a predicted model, not a curated record. The transcript has 11 exons. Gene Ontology annotation, cellular component: mitochondrial inner membrane. NCBI's taxonomy places the organism in Eukaryota, Metazoa, Chordata, Mammalia, Dasyuromorphia, Dasyuridae. Gene Ontology annotation, molecular function: protein binding.